Molecule: messenger RNA, 2500 nt
Organism: Habropoda laboriosa
Lineage: Eukaryota; Metazoa; Arthropoda; Insecta; Hymenoptera; Apidae
Gene: Nmt
Product: glycylpeptide N-tetradecanoyltransferase 1
Exons: 8
Coding region: 1-1422 (473 amino acids)
Biological process (GO): N-terminal peptidyl-glycine N-myristoylation
Cellular component (GO): cytoplasm
Molecular function (GO): glycylpeptide N-tetradecanoyltransferase activity
Source: RefSeq, a predicted model, not a curated record
AUGGAGGAAAAGAGUCAAGUUGUGGAACGAGAUACCAAGAAGGAUGAGAUUCAUGAAAAGGAUAGGAAAUCUAAAAGUUCCAAGAAGAGACAUCGUAAGAAGAAGAACGAGAUGGCACAUGCUACCAGUGAAAACCAUAAUCAUAUAGCCUGCAGAGAUGAGCACGAAAUGCACAGCACGUGUAAUGUGAAUAUUUCCAUAAAAGACAUACAAAUGGCGAUGGAGGUAUUUAAUAUACAACAGAAGCCUGCCAAAACUCAAGAAGAGGCUAUGCAAAAACCUUAUCAGUUUUGGAGUACACAACCGGUACCAAAAAUGGAUGAGAAGAUAGUGAAAAAUGAACCCAUUGAACCUGAUAAAACAUAUAUAAGGGCAGAACCUUACUCGUUACCUGCAGAUUUCCAAUGGGAUACUCUGAAUCUUGACGAUCCGUUAGUUUUAUGUGAAUUGUAUACUUUAUUGUCUGAGAAUUACGUGGAAGAUGACGAUGCUAUGUUUAGAUUUGAUUACCCACCAAGCUUUUUGAAGUGGGCGUUACAACCCCCUGGGUGGUGCAAAGAAUGGCACUGUGGGGUAAGGGUCACUAAAAGCGGACGUCUAGUCGGUUUUAUUUCUGCCAUUCCAGCUACUCUGCGUGUUUAUAAUCAUACUCAAAAAAUGGUGGAAAUUAAUUUCCUCUGUGUGCACAAGAAAUUAAGGUCAAAAAGGGUUGCUCCAGUGCUAAUACGUGAAAUAACCAGGAGAGUUAAUCUUCAAGGUAUAUUUCAGGCUGUGUACACCGCUGGUGUAGUAUUACCAAAACCAAUAGCUACUUGCAGGUAUUGGCAUCGUUCCCUAAAUCCAAAGAAACUAAUUGAAAUAAAGUUCUCUCAUUUAUCUCGUAACAUGACUAUGCAGAGAACUUUAAAAUUGUACAAACUGCCAGAGAAUACAAAAGUACCAGGGUUUAGGAAACUGGUAGAAGCAGACAUACCACAGGCUCAUAAAAUAUUGACAGAUUAUUUGGAGAAAUUCGAUUUGGCACCGAUCUUCUCGAUCGAGGAAUUCCGACAUUGGUUUCUCCCGCAGAAUGGGAUUAUUAAUAGUUUCGUAGUUGAAAACGACGGUAAAAUUACCGACAUGGUUAGCUAUUAUACAUUGCCAAGCUCUAUAAUGCAUCAUCAAACACACAAGACACUUAUGGCAGCGUACAGUUUCUACAACGUGUCCACGGUGACUCCUUGGCUGGAACUUAUGACUGACGCACUGAUUUCAGCACGGAAUCUUGACUUCGACGUGUUUAACGCGUUGGAUCUGAUGGACAACAAAGAGUUCUUGGAACCGCUGAAGUUUGGUAUAGGUGACGGAAAUCUGCAAUAUUAUUUGUAUAAUUGGCGUUGUCCUAGCAUGACACCCGGAAAGAUUGGUUUGGUGCUCCAGUAGACUUCUAGCACAACGGAUCGUUGUCUAGAGAAAACAUUUCUUUCGCACGUGCAAGCUUAACAGAAAAAAGGGUGUGAUGGUAAAAGUUAAAAAAAAAAAAAUGACAAAAAAAGGAAGAGAGAGAGAGAGGAGAGAAGGGAUACUGUGAGAAAGAAAGGAAAGGAAGUAGAAAGUACGAGAUUAAAACGGGGAUGCGAAUAGGACCUUGGCUUCUAUCGACGAGCUAUCCAAAAGCACAUUCAACGAUCGAAAGGAAUCGACGUUUCCUUUGACGUGUCAAGUAGGAUGUUCCAUUGGAUCCUCCUCCCCCCACAUUGGGUUUCGUGGAUGUUAUCUUUCGCCUCCACCUCCGCUCAUGACGCUAGUUCAAGGUCGAAAUCGGAAUACGCAUGUGCAACGGCGUGUGUAUAUACGUAUGUGCGUGACUCGAGCAAUGUAGAUAAAAUAUCGUACACUCUAGUAAUUUGCAGAAGCCAUGCGGAGGAAAAUUUCCCCCUCUUACAGGUAUCCAUCGUCGGCCGCGUCAACGUGUUAUACGUCCGUAUGAAAAAAUGAGAAAAAUUGUCUCCACACAAAGGGUAACCUUGGGAAAAAAGAAAAAAAAAACGCUGUUUAAUUUAAUCGAGGAUCCGCACGAUUUUCCCCUCGAGCAUCUUUCCCCGAUGAAAAAUAGAUCGGAAAAAAGUAUGCCGAAGUGAGAGUGGAAGAAGGAGAGUUUAAAUAAAACAAGGUCGAAAGUAAAGUGUUCCGUGUGUUUGUUUAACCCUUUCGUCCAUCUCCCCCGAACACCCCUAUCAAACUUUAACGAUAAAUCUCAUUCUCAUCUCGAUAAGCCCCUUUGUGCCACCUUUUUUUUUCUCUCUCUCUCUCUCUCUCUCUUUCUCACCCUGUUGCACAGAUGGAAAAAAACCGUUUGUUUCUUAUUGCACGUCGACUAUACCCAGGUUUACAGCCUCUUAGCGGGGAGAUUCGACGAUUUUAGAUCGUUCGCUUUGGCAAAGCUUUCCUUUCCGGUUGUGUGCACCUUAUAGUGGCGCGCGGUUGCGUAACGAGGGUUCGCUUCCGGCGCCGAUUAGAU